This is a messenger RNA of Cetraspora pellucida, 261 nucleotides long. The record is from the annotation of a GenBank genome assembly. Lineage: Eukaryota; Fungi; Glomeromycota; Glomeromycetes; Diversisporales; Gigasporaceae.
AUGGCUGGAAUUCUAGAAAAAACCAACAGAGUUAUAGAGAAUCAAAAGUAUUUUCAAGCUCACGUUAAUCAGCCUCUUUGGCUUCGCGGAAGUCCUGCUAGAAGGGCUUUUGUAUCCUUAUACUUUGUUACUAUUGGAAUUGGUUUGACAGGCUCUGUAUUUUUGAUGUUCUCCAAAUUGAUUCCGUGGCGAUUUGGAACUUUAGCAAAAAUUAAUGAAGUUUCUUCUAGAAUGAAUAUUCAGGGUGAAACAUCGUAUUAG